AUGACAUCCUAUGAAUCUCAAGGUGAGUCUCCGACGAGAUGUGGCCCUCAGUUCCCAAGCUUGGGGCAGGAGCCUCCAGAAUUGAGUCUGUACAGCGACAGCUACUAUCCACCACCAUCACUGCCGAGUCCACAGCGAACAAAUCCUUCCUCAUACGAACUCGGAGACUACGCCGCCUCAUCGCCUAACCCCUACCUGUGGUUCAACAGCCCAGGGAUGAACAGCACUCCUUAUCUGGGUGGAACGCCUGGCCCUGCAGGACCUCCUUUUGUGCCCCAGCACUAUGGCGUACAAAGGCCCUAUUUGGGACCUGGGGGACCAGGUGGUCCUGGUGGUGAACUGAGCUGGUUCUCCAUGCCUUCUCAAGAGGAUCUUAUGAAGCUGGUCAGGCCACCUUAUUCAUACUCAGCUCUUAUUGCGAUGGCCAUACACGGUGCCCCAGAUCGCCGCCUCACUCUAAGUCAGAUUUAUCAGUACGUUGCAGACAACUUCCCUUUUUAUAACAAGAGCAAAGCAGGAUGGCAAAACUCUAUUCGUCACAACCUCUCACUAAACGACUGUUUCAAAAAGGUUCCACGAGAUGAAGAUGAUCCAGGUAAGGGAAAUUACUGGACCUUAGAUCCGAAUUGUGAAAAAAUGUUUGACAACGGCAACUUCAGACGCAAGAGGAAGAGAAAGUCUGACAUUCUCCCAGAGAAGAGCACUUCUGGAGGGAAUCUGAAUUCUGAGUCAGGAGACAGUAAUGGCAGGGGCAGCCCAAAAAAUCAAGCUGUUGACAUUUCCACUUCACCUGAAAAGGGCCCUUCACCCGCAUCCACGGGUCCGUCACCAUGCUUGAGCAACUUCCUGACUGAGAUGUCUGGUGUAGCUGGUUCUCUCGACAUGGAAGGAGAUCCCCUGAGUCGUCCCUUUGCACUCAGUCUGCCAGUGGACGGAGCACAGAGAGCUUCACAACCCGCAGGGUUUGGCACUUACUCCCCCAGCUCCACGGUGUCCGAGUGGGCAUCACCUUUGCCCCCACCUCCCCACAUUUCCCCAUCACCCUCCCAUUCUGCUUUAGGCUACAGCGGGCCUGCUCUCAGUCAGUUUAAUGGGCAUUUCUACCCUGGUUUGAGCUCGACAGGCAUUCUUUACCCUCGGGAGGGAACAGAGGUGUAGGAAGGGAAGCGGGUGACAGCCAAAACAGAAAAAACAGAAUGAUCAAUUCACACCACAGACUCUGGGGGCAAGAAAAAACGGUUGUUUUCCUGAAACUAUACACUGCUUUUGACCUAACUGAACUCCUUUGAGUUCUGUGGGCACUAGAUUCGAAUGAAUUCCCACAGGAAUGGCCUAGUCAGCAUGAGAUAUGACAGGCUGACUCUAGCAAAGGCCCCUGUUACCAGCAGCUCUGACCUGGGGUCAGCUUUUUUACGCACCUAUC
Molecule: messenger RNA, 1423 nt
Organism: Sinocyclocheilus anshuiensis
Lineage: Eukaryota; Metazoa; Chordata; Actinopteri; Cypriniformes; Cyprinidae
Product: forkhead box protein I1-like
Exons: 2
Coding region: 1-1158 (385 amino acids)
Biological process (GO): regulation of transcription by RNA polymerase II; anatomical structure morphogenesis; cell differentiation
Molecular function (GO): DNA-binding transcription factor activity, RNA polymerase II-specific; RNA polymerase II cis-regulatory region sequence-specific DNA binding
Source: RefSeq, a predicted model, not a curated record